Molecule: messenger RNA, 1017 nt
Organism: Mesocricetus auratus (golden hamster)
Lineage: Eukaryota; Metazoa; Chordata; Mammalia; Rodentia; Cricetidae
Product: putative RNA-binding protein Luc7-like 2
Biological process (GO): mRNA splice site recognition
Cellular component (GO): U2-type prespliceosome; U1 snRNP
Molecular function (GO): mRNA binding
Source: RefSeq, a predicted model, not a curated record
AUGGCAGCUGAACAAGGACUCAUGCAAUGUUUCCCCUGGGAGGUGUCGGCGUCUAAGAAAAGAUUAGCAGAAACUCAAGAAGAGAUAAAUGUUGAAGUGGCAGCAAAGGGGCGUGUUCAUGAGUUAAAUGAAGAAAUAGGUAAAUUGUUGGCCAAAGUGGAACAAGUAGGAGCUGAAGGAAACGUGGAGGAAUCUCAGAAAGUCACGGAUGAAGUAGAAAAGGCACGAGCAAAGAAAAGAGAAGCAGAGGAAGUUUAUCGGAAUCCUAUGCCAGUUUCCAGUUUCCAGCAGCAGAAACUUCGAGUCUGUGAAGUCUGUUCUGCAUAUUUAGGUCUUCAUGAUAAUGAAAGGCGACUUGCUGACCAUUUUGGGGGUAAACUGCACCUGGGACUUAUUGAAAUAAGAGAAAAACUCGAAGAAUUAAAAGGAGUUGAAGCUGAGAGGCAGGAGAAAAGAAACCAGGAACGUCUGAAACGAAGAGAAGAGACGGAGAGAGAGAAACGGGAGAAACGGAGAAGAUCUAGAUCUAGAGAGCAUCGCAGACACCGAUCUCACUCCAUGUCUCGAGAACGCAAGAGAGGGACUCGAUCCAAGUCUCGGGAGAAACGACAUCGCCUCAGGUCUCCUAGUAGCUGCAGCCGCAGUCGCAGCCACCAGAGAAGUCGGCACAGUUCCAGAGAUCGGAGCAGAGAGCGAUCCAAGAGGAGAUCCUCAAAAGAAAGAUUCAGAGACCAAGAAGACUUAGCAUCACGUGACAGAGACAGGAGUCCAAGAGACAGAUUACCUCGUGACCGAGAUCGAAAAGAUAAGAAGCGGUCUUAUGAGAGUGCUAAUAGCAGAUCAGAAGACAGGAGGAGCUCUGAAGAGCAUGAAGCAGGGGAGAUCUAGUUAGCUGUGCAUAAUCUUCAAUCCUUAAGCUUCCUCUGGAGUUAACAUGCUAUUGUUUAGUUUACUGCCGUUCAGGGGGACAGUUCUAGAUACCAUCCAGGCUACAUAUAUAGUAUCUAAUGAUCUGAA